Molecule: messenger RNA, 1049 nt
Organism: Linum trigynum
Lineage: Eukaryota; Viridiplantae; Streptophyta; Magnoliopsida; Malpighiales; Linaceae
Source: the annotation of a GenBank genome assembly
CUAGUUGAAGGAGAAGAUGUAAAUCCAUUUGCAUUUCGGAUUUCUUAUUCACAUUUCUUUCUGACCCAAUCUCAAUUCUCAUCGAUCCCUUAUCAUUCAACCACGGCAAAACUGAAACGCCGUCGUUUUGGGACAUUCACCUUAAACCACUCAAAAGAGUCUGGCCUCUGUUUUCCAAAACCUAAAACCUUUGAAAUCGCCAUGUCCGCCACCGCAGCCGCCAGGUCAGUCCUCCGUUUCUCCGCCGUCAGGCCAGCCACCGCACGGCGAUUGCCCUCCAAAACUAGGCCGGCGUUCUUCGAUGUCCCCACCGAGAGGAGAAUCCCUCCUCCUUCUCUUCGUAUUUCCAGGUCGAUGAGCUGUUUGGUUGACACGUUGCUUCCGUAUCACUCCGCCAACGCAUCCGCAUUGAUCAAUUCGAAGCUCUCCGUCUCUUGCUGCGCUUAUGUAUGGACUCUCGAUGAUGGAUGAUUAGCUCAACGGGAUAGAGACUCCGGUAAUACCGACAUCAUUAACUUUCCGAUGGGUGUAAUGAGUUGUUGUUGAAGACAUUUCAGGCAUUGAAUGACCAAAUUCAAUUAUUCGAAGUUCAUACAUUUCUACGUUUCACUAUUGCUUUUCCAACUAGAAUUGGAGUUUUGGAGCAACUAAAAGUUUUUAUACGUGCUGAUGAUGAAACUUGGACUGCUUGUAUUCAUUCUCGGAAUUACGUUUUACUCGUCCUCGUGUCGAGGCAUUAUAGAACAAGCCACUGUGCUAGCUAUACGUCCAUGACUUAUGUCUUCCUGCAGUUCUGGGAACUGCAAGCCUAGUUUUCAUAUUUGCACAGCAUGUGACUUGUCUUCUGUCAAGUUUCCCAUGCUUAUCUCCCACAACGACUAUGCCGGUCCCUUUCUUUUGCUCUUAGCUGGGCAGUCUUUCUCUCGACUCCAUUAUUAUCGACUCGACCCACCCCUUUUGCACUCUCGGUUUAGCGACUUUGCUAACACUAGUUUGGAGACUGUAGGACGCUGCAAUUCAGGUUGUUCAAAGAAACUUAACCGAUCUGA